Molecule: messenger RNA, 1285 nt
Organism: Lotus japonicus
Lineage: Eukaryota; Viridiplantae; Streptophyta; Magnoliopsida; Fabales; Fabaceae
Product: serpin-ZX-like
Exons: 2
Coding region: 1-1215 (404 amino acids)
Molecular function (GO): serine-type endopeptidase inhibitor activity
Source: RefSeq, a predicted model, not a curated record
AUGGACCUCAAAAAAUCAAUGAGGUGCCAAGAAGAUGUUGCACUCAACAUCACAAAGCAUUUAUUCUCAAAAGAAGAUUAUCACAAGAAGAACCUUAUCUUUUCGCCCUUGUCUCUCCAUGUUGUUCUUAGUGUCAUGGCCGCUGGUUCAGCCGGAAGCACACUCGAUGAGCUUCUUUCCUUCCUCCGAUUUGACUCCAUGGACCAUCUCACCACCUUCUUCUCCCAGGUCAUCUCCCCUGUGUUGUUCUCUGAAGAUCGUCUUUGUUUUGCCAAUGGAAUGUGGGCUGAUGAAUCACUUUCCCUUUCCCAUUCUUUUAAACAACUUGUGGCCACUCAUUACAAGGCCACUCUUGCUUCAGUUGAUUUUAAGACCAAGGGUGAUCAAGUACACCAUGAAGUGAAUUCGUGGGUUGAAAAAGAGACGAAUGGCCUUAUCACACAUCUUCUUCCUCCCAGUACUAUAAACAACUUAACCAAGCUUGUCUUUGCAAAUUUAUUGAGCUUCGAGGGUGAGUGGAAACACAAGUUUCCGGCUAUACCAAUUAAAUAUAAUUUUCACCUCUUUAGUGGCACCUCAAUCACAGCUCCCUUCAUGAAAAGCAUGCAAAAGAAGCACUUUAUUAGUGCUUUUGAUGAUUUUAAAGUUGUCCGUCUUUCUUAUAGACAAGGUGGGGAUAAAUCGCGUCGGUUUUCCAUGUAUAUUUUCCUUCCAGAUGCAAAAUAUGGGCUAUUAGCAUUAAUUGAAAAGUUAGCUUCAGAACCUCGUUUCUUAAAAGGUAAGUUUCCUCGGCGAAAAGUGCAAGUACGUGACUUUUUUAUUCCAAAAUUCAAGAUUUCUUUUACAUUUGAAGCUUCUAAUGUUAUGAAGGAGUUAGGAUUGAUUUUGCCUUUCUCUCACCGAGAUGUAAAUUUUUCAAAAAUGGUGGGGGAAAUGAACUCUCAUUUGGAUAAAUUAUGUGUGGAAAGCGUGUUUCACAAAGCUUUCAUUGAGGUAAAUGAAAAAGGUACUGUAGCUUCAGCAGCAACCCUUCCUUUGGCAUUAAGAGGUAGUCGUCCGGUUACCAGUAUAGACUUUGUAGCUGACCACCCUUUCCUUUUUUUAAUCCGAGAAGAUUUCAACGGAACAAUUCUCUUUAUCGGACAAGUGAUCAAUCCUCUUGAUGGAGCAGAUGCAUCUGCCACGCCGGUGAAAUUUAGAAAGCCCAAUAUCUGACUAUAUUUUGUGAUUAGGAAGGUUCUUGUUUUUCUUUAUUAUAUUGUUCUCUUAAAGCUAUUUAAUUUGA